GCCAGCCCCUGGGGCAGCAGAGCCGCAGGACGCGGAGACCAGCAGCCCCCGGGGCUUGGCGCCCCAGCGGGAGGCCGCUGACACCCACCAGGUGCUGUCAAGCCGCCGGAAGCCUCGGCCCCCACGCACCGGCUGUGUGACCUAAGCUCACGCUCGGUGCUUCCUUCCCUCUUAGCAGAAGGGGCAUCAUAGCGUCCUGCUGAGGUGUGAAUGAGUUCAUGGACCUCAGGUGCCUAGAACAGGUUCUCGAACACACUACAGGUUUAACAGGUGUUUGCGCUUGAUGCUUUAUCAUUGUUUUUGGUGGUUUUGGGGAGAGGUUGGUGGAGCUGCAUGACCCUGCUGGGAAAUCCACGUAGUGAUGGUAGCCUCAGAAUCUAACUUGAGGGAGAGAGUGUGAAUCCAGGGCAGCCCGAGGCUGAUUCCCGUGAGCUGGAGGUCGACACACCUCCAGUCUCCAGCCCUCUGUACCACGGCACCCCCUCCUGGGCUCAACAGCCCGUUGCAAUAGCUGCACAGAACUUAGAGACCGCUGUUGUUAGGUGCUGUCAGGUCCGUUCUGACUUGCAGCGACCCUGUGUACAGCAGAAGGAAACACUGCCCGGUCCUGCGCCAUCCUCACAGUUGUUGUUACGCUUGAACCCACUGCUGCAGCCACUGUGUCAAUCUGUCUUUUUGAGGGUCUUCCUCUUUUUCGCUGACCAUCUACGUUACCAAGCGCGUCCUUCUCCAGGGACUGAUCCCUCCUAAUAACAUGUCCAAAGUAUGUGAGACGUAGUCUUGCCAUCCUUGCCCCUAAGGAGCAUUCUGGUUGUACUUCUUGCCAGACAGAUUUGUUCAUUCUUUUGGCAGUCCGUUGUAUAUUCAGUAUUCUUCACCAGCAUCACAAUUCAAAGGCAUCAAUUCUUCUUGGCUCUUCCUUAUUCAUUGUCCAGCUUUCAUAUGCAUAUGAUGUGAUUGAAAAUACCCUGGCUUGGGUCAGGUGCAGCUUAGUCUUCAAGGUGACAUCAACACUUUAAAGAUGUCCUUUGCAGCAGAUUUACCCAAUGCAGGGCGUCUUUUGAUUUCUUGACUGCUCCAUCUAUGGAUGUUGAUUAUGGAUCCAAGUAAAAUGAAAUCCUUGACAAACUUUAAUAUUUUCUCCAUUUAUCAUGAUGUUCCUUAUUGCUGCAGUUGUGAGAAUUUUUGUUUUCUUUAUGUUGAGGUGUAAUCCAUGAUGAAGGCUGUGGUCUUUGAUCUUCAUUAGUAAGCACUUCAAGUCCUCUUCACUUUUAGCAAGCAAGGUUGUAUGAUUUGCAUAACGCAGGUUGUUUAUGAGUCUUUCUUCAAUUUUGUCGCCCCAUUUUUUUUCAUAUAGCCCAGUUUUUCGGGUUAUUUGCUCAGCAUACAAAUUGAAUAGGUAUGGUGAAAGGACACAGCCCUGAUGCACACCUUUCCUGACUUUAAACCAUGUGGUAUCCCUUUUUCUGUUUGAAUGACUGCCUCUUGAUCCAUGUACAGAUUUCUCAUGAGCACAGUUAACACAUGACAAUGCAUUUAAGUGUUAUUUAUAGUUAAAUGGUUUAUUAAGGAAAUAAGGGUAUAAUUUGGGGUCAAGAAGCAUAUAGGCAAAAUCUCCCUUCUUUACGGCAGGACAACUCUCUCAGUUCCUCCCGGCCUCCUCAGGACAGGCUCCUCGUGGGAGGCGGGAGGACAGGGACACCAGUGUCUGGGGUGCUCACACAGUGUGACAUGUUGCAGUCACCCUGGGGUUCCUGGGCUUCCUGGGCUUCCUGCCUGCUUCCUUGAAUCAGAGUUGGUUUCCAUUUCCUGUGCUGGCCGCCCUCUGCCAGCCCCAACCCAUUCUCGGCCACAUGUGGCCCACAUGGAGCUGCUUGGUCACCCCAGAGCUGAGUCUGCCUUGCUGCUCAGGAGCCCUCCGUAAGCCCAGGGGAGAGAGGGGUGCACUCUGCAUUCAGUCCUCCAGAGUUAGGAACUCCAGUACCUGUAUUCUGCUGGGUCCUGCUCCCCGGAGCCCCCCAGCGCUGCCCUGCUGCCAUACGCCCUGUGGUCUUCUGCCGCCCAAGCUCACCCCCAGGCCCUCUCCCCUUGUCGGGGCUUCCAUGAUCCCACAUGCUGGAAAUGAUGGCUGCUUGAAGCUAGCAAGCCACGUUACCAUUCCUUUGACAAGUUGAUGCUUCUGGAGGCGACACUUGUCCUGCUGGGGACAUCUUUCUGUCCCCCCUUCUUGGGAAACCACCAGCUGGCUCAGAAACUGACAGGCUGUGGGCCCAGGACCCAGGUGACCAAGCGGGAGGUGAAGCCUCAAAGGCCAGCGUUCCCCACAGCAGCGCAGCACAGCGCAGGCAUGUGGUUAGAGGAAAGCUGUCUGCCCAGGAGGCCCCCUCUGCAAUCUCCUGACCCUGAGGGGCCCUUUCCCCAACUGUCCGGCCCAGCUUUGGACCUGGAGCAUGCCAGGCCGGGCCUGGGCAUCUGGGUGCUCCCAGGGGCUGGGCCUCUGUGACCUGAUCCUGCUUUUGGCUCCUCUCUUGAGCAGAGUGGAGGAUGUGAGGGUGCCAUCCCAGUAGUAGCCUGGUUGUUGGCGUGUCAGAAACAAUGUAACAUUGUCCAAGCUUAUCUUCUGAGUAUUGCAAGGAAAAGUCUCCUCAAGCCCACAGUUCCAGAAUGUACCUUUGAGCCAGGGUCGCGGAACUCUGCAAGUUACUGACAGAACAGCCUUGCUUCGGGACCUUGACCUGAGUCUGGCUGCAGCUGCUGCUGGCCUCAGUGUUCCUGCACACACCCUCUGUCCUUGGCCCCGAGGUUUGGGAGGUGGUGAGGGGAAUGCAGAAUGGCUCCUUGAAAGGACUUGUCUGGCCCAGGCUGGGGGCCGGGCAGCUAUGGGCAGAGGGGGUGUCCAGCUUUGCCGUCUUGAGUGACAUGGCCUCUUGUGCUUCCCGCCACACUGAGGGUUCAGGCCACGGAAGGGCUGCUGCUCCCCUUCCAGGGGGUCCACCCACAUGCUAGCCCCCCGCCAAGUGGAGGACCUGGGGGGCUUGGAGGCACAGCCCCUGGGGCCUCGCUAGGCCCAGCCUGAGGCAGCUUUGACUGAGAGUCACUAAGUGUCUUAGUCACCUAGUGCCGCUGUAACAGAAAUACCACAAGUGGAUGGCUCUGACUAAGAAAGUUUAUUUUCUGACAGUUUAUGAGGCUAAGUCCAAAUUAAGGGUGUCAGCUCCAGGGGAAGGCGUUCUCUGUCGGCUCUGGAGGAACGUCCUUGUCCUCAAGUUUGCCGGUCGAGGAGCUUCUGAGGUGCAGGGACCCCCUGUCCAAAGGAUGCGCUCUGCUCCUGGUGUUGCUUUCUUGGUGGUAUGAGGUCCCCCACUCUCUGCUUGCUUUCCUUUCAUCUCUUGAGAGAGAAAAGGUGGUACGGUCCACACCCCAGGGAAACUCCUUUCGCCUUGGUCAGGGAGGUGACCUGAGUAAGGGUGGUGUUACAAUCCCACCCUAAUCCUCUCAACAUAAAAUUACAAUAGAAAAAGGAGGCCAGCCACACAAUACUGGGAAUCAUGGUCUAACCAAGUUGACAUAUAUUUUGGGGGGACACAAUUCAAUCCAUGACACUAAGGGUUCCUUCCCCAAAUGUCCUGCAAAGUCAAAACCCCCUCCCCACUCUCUCCAGGACCCCAGGGGGACAUUUAGGGAGAAGUAAACUGAACGACUCAGAAGAUACUGCAGUCAAGAGUCCAAAACGCGUGGAUCACGGAUCGGAUAAAGCGCCCCACGCACACCCAGAAGAGGAGAUUGUUCUGCUCCACAGACAGCCACUGAGAAAUGGAUGUGGAUCAGCUGGACCUGAACCCAAGAAUUGUUGCAGCAGUUAAGAAGGCCAAGCUACAGUCGGCAAGGGAAGUCCUGCGUCUGUCUGGACCAGACCUGCAACGGCUGACUGGGCUCUCUGGCAUCGAUGCCCGGCGUGUGCUGCAGGCGGCCUCCCUGGGGCUCCGGGGAAGUGGUGUCUUCACAGGUUGCACGCCAGGGUUGCAAUGUCCCUUAAAGCCCGCUCAACCGCGCCCACGACGGCGGCAGCAGAGGGUGAGACUGUCAGAGUGCCACCCCCCGGCCCCGCUCUACACCUCACCUAGGCCACCCAGCCACCCGCCGUCUGGGGAUCCCCAGGGCCUCUUCCCAGCAGCCCCUCCUGGCACUGGGGAGCCUCAUUUCUCAGAAGAGCAUCCAGUUGUACAGUGUGUGAGGGUUUCUGGGGAGUCCUCCAGCCGUGCGGGUCCAGCACUCCAGCUGUACCAGCAGAGGGCGCGGUUUCCUGUGCAGCACCAGCGCCUGAGCCUGGGCUGCCCUGUGCUGGACCGCCUGCUCCGCGGUGGCCUGCCCCUCGAUGGCAUCACCGAGCUGGCCGGAUGCAGCUCUGCUGGCAAGACCCAGUUGGCCCUACAGCUCUGCCUGGCCGUGCAGCUCCCACAGCAGCAUGGUGGCCUGGAGGCCGGGGCUGUCUACAUCUGCACGGAGGACGUCUUCCCAGACAGGCGGCUGCAGCAGCUAAUCACACACCAGCCACGGCUGCGGGCCGGCGUCCCGGGGGAGCUGCUGAGCAAGGUCAGGUUUGGGGACCAGAUCUUCAUCGAGCACGCGGCUGAUGUGGACACUCUGCUGGAAUGUGUGAGCCGGCGGGUGCCCAUCCUGCUGGCACGUGGCAUGGCCCGCCUGGUGGUGCUAGACUCGGUGGCCGCCCCAUUCCGAUGUGAAUUCGACAGCCAAGCCUUGACCGCCAGGGCCCGCCACCUCCAGACGCUGGGGGCUGCGCUUCGCCACCUGAGCUGCUCCUUUCAGAGCCCCGUGCUCUGCAUCAACCAGGUGCACCCCCACCCUUCGCCACUGGGGUCCCUGGCCGGGCAGAGCUGGGGGCGGCAUGUCCUCUGCCAUGGCCUCAGUGGCUCAGGUGCCUGGCUUAUCUUCCAGGUCACGGAGGUGGCAGAGGAGCAGAGGCCUGCUGGGCCACAGGGUUUCUCGGACGAGCGGGUCUCACCAGCCCUGGGGACGGCCUGGUCCAACCAGCUACUGAUGAGGCUGACAGCUGAGCGUGCUCGCGGCAAGGAGGAGCCAGCCCGCACCCUCCGGGUGGUCUUUGCACCCCAUCUGCCGCCCACCUCAUGCUUGUACACCAUUGGCGCAGAGGGUGUGCAGGGAAUGCCAGGGACCGAGUCCUGCUGACGCAGCAUCCACCCAGCCAGGUCCUGAGAGAUGCACUUUUCUGCAUGGGACUGAAGACCUAAAGCCCUGACCCACUAUCCCUCGGGGCCAGUUACAACCUCUCCUUGUGCUGAAGGCCACUCCACCGCCUCCACAGGAAGGAAGAGAGAGACACAUGGGCAACCCCACAGCCGAGAGCUGAGUGCCAUCUACUGCCUGCAGGGGACAGGGAGGUCCACCAGGGCUUACAGCCCCCAGGGGGCUCUCUACAGCCAUAACGCAGGUUCUUUGGGAACUCCACCUCCAAGGGCCUCACAGGGAGCAGCUUCGUAUUCAUCACCAGCCCAGGGGCACCUCCUCCCCUCCUCUGCACACAGGCCGCACCCAGACGGGAGGCAGGGUGGGCACCAGAACAGACCAGGAUGUCCUGGUGAGAACAGGCAGGAGUGCAGCAGACCCUGGCUUCAGGGGCAGGAAGAGUUGGGAUUUGUCACCUUUGCCACCAGCCCAGGCUGGACAGUGGAGAUGUGGCUGUGGGCCUGGUGUGUGGAAGGCCAAUCGGCUGUCCAGAGAGAAUCUUGCUCUAAAACAGAAGUGGCCCUCCUGGCUGUCCUCACGGCUCCCCAGAGCCUGGCAUGGCGUCCCUCAGGCAGGACUGCCCUGAGAACUGGCUGCUGCACCCCGGUCAGGGGUCUGAUUCCAGACGCAGAGUGUGACUGUCCCUCAGUGUGGUGGUCUUGCUUUGUCUGGGCCGUGGACUCUGGGAUCUGACAGCCCACCACACAGCAGGCAUGUCUUUCGUGGUCCCCACUGUACCCCUGCCCCCCUGGGGCCUCACGAUGCUGCCUGAGAUGGUCCACGCCUCAACAGACAGACGUGCAAAACGCUGCCAUCACACCACCUGCCGACGAGCACAGCUCCCACUGGUUCCUGCCCCCUCAGAAUGCCCUUUGGAAGCAGGAACUGUUACCCUAUCUUCAGACAAGGAGACUGAGAACAGUCACGCACCUUAGCUGCCCUCCCCCACUCCGUGACGAGACUCGGAGGCCCAGGUGACGCGGGCAGGGCAAGUGCACAGAGCAGUUCUCACCCUGGGCCGGCCAGCACUGGGCGUCACUGGGGGGCUGUGAUGGUACAGAGGUUUGGUUUGCACCUUUCUAGAGCAGAGGGUUUGUCUAACAUUCCCAUCAGGUUUUCAAAGUGGUCUAUGACCCUGAGAAGACUCAGCCACCGGUCUAAAAAUGGGAAAAUGUCCCUGAGUCUGGAUCUUACGAGUUUUCCUACAGAGACGCAGGGGCUGCACAAUGGGAAGUAAGCACUUUAUUUCUGUAGUUAAAUAUAAACAACUGAGUAAUUUUGUAAAGGAGCCGCACCACCGUUUGCGAAGUAAGACCCCAGUUCCCAGACAGCAUUCAGUGAAGACUCUCCUGGGAGCCCCCGGCCACACAAGUCACUCUGCCCUACCCAAGACAACAGACAGCCAUCUUGGCAGCAGUGGUUGUCCCUGAGACUGUCUGUGCGGGGUGCCCCUCCAGGGAGACGCGCCACGUGCAGAGGCCCCUGAGGAGCCGGGAGUGGCAGGCAGGUGGACGGGCUGGGAGCCGCACCUGGAGCCAGGCCUGCUGGCACUGACGCCUCCUGGCCUCAGGACUCCCAUGAUCAUCUCCACCUGCCCGGGGGUCAACCAUAGCCAGGUCUUCGGGGAGGUCAUGCCUGUGACUGCUUUGUGUUAUUCCCCAUCAUUUUAUACAGCUCCCCAGCACUCCGCCAGCCCCCCUACUGGGGAAGCAGUUCUAACCAGCUCUCGUCUUUGUGACUCGUCCAGUCUGCUGACCACGCCAUGUGGGGCGCUGUCCUAAUACUACAGGUGGCUGAGUCAGGACCAACUUGAUGGCAACAGGGUUAUUUUUUGUUUUUUGGUUUUUUAAGAGCCAUUCUACAGCGUUGCCAGGUCUGCUCACUGCUCAAACCUAAGUGCAAGUAUGAACCCACCAGAAGGUGGCGUCGUAAGUGCGACGUGCCCUCCAAGGUAGCUAGCAAGUGAUGACAACAGGACUCUGUAAACGUCUGUAUCCUCAGCAAUGUGUACGCUUUACCAUAAACUCUGAGUUUCUAACA
Messenger RNA from Loxodonta africana (African savanna elephant), 7305 nucleotides. RefSeq names its product X-ray repair cross complementing 3 (gene XRCC3). The record is from RefSeq and is a predicted model, not a curated record. The transcript has 8 exons. Gene Ontology annotation, cellular component: Rad51C-XRCC3 complex; replication fork. Lineage: Eukaryota; Metazoa; Chordata; Mammalia; Proboscidea; Elephantidae. Gene Ontology annotation, molecular function: ATP-dependent DNA damage sensor activity; four-way junction DNA binding; ATP binding. Gene Ontology annotation, biological process: telomere maintenance via recombination; resolution of mitotic recombination intermediates; t-circle formation. The coding region runs from base 3814 to 5208 and encodes 464 amino acids.